AUGUUUUCACGAAUCGGUAUAUUUGUAAUAGUCUUGUUCCACGCGUUGUCAGGGUUUGGGGAUGUUUUGGCUAUAAGCCUAUUUAAUAUCACCACCUGCGAGAUAUUUGAACGAGGGGCCCGAUUCGAUCCGUAUGCAGUCGUCGAUUCUCAAUGGAAAAUUAUAUAUUUUUGGUCAGACAACACAGAAAUAAAUCCAAUUAUAUUCUCCUUGUUAUCCAAGAAGAAGUUGGGUAAAUUUAGAGCAGUAGUAGAAGCUAUAGACCCCUACAUAACUGUUGAGUGGCACAAGGCGACCCUGUUGAUGGAACCGCGGCCCGGCGUUCAAGUACUACUCCUUUACGCAGGGACGCCGGGUGCCUUCCGAGGGCUUGUGAAAAUGGAACAACGACGGAAAGUGCGCCCACACCCAGAGCCCUUAAUAAAGUUCGCAGAUCUUCGAAUAAAAAUGGAGGGUCAAUAUAUUGGCAUGAUGUGUUGUGAAGAUAUGACAGCAUUUGUAAUGGCUCGAGUCGAUGAGGUGCCCUCUACAGAAAGAGAUUGUGUAAUCGCUGCAGCAACAUUAGGUCUCGAAGGACCCGGUGGAAGAUCUUAUUUAUACCUUCGAAACAUCACACGCACUGACCUUUAAUAAUUAUUUUAUCGAAGCUGUAUAGAUGAAUUUAACAAUGUUGAUAAAGCCUAAUCGUAUUUUCUAGAUUUAUACAAAUAAUGACCUCCGUAGCGGUCAAACAUAGCAACGCGGUUAGCCUCAAAGUGGUUACGACAAAUCCACGUACCACUGAACUAGGUUUUAGUCGGUAUUCACCUCAUACUGUAUGCCUACGAGCCCAUAUGUGAUUAAUGCGGUUUACCAGUGAAGUGUGUCUUUGGCUCUUGCGCUUAGAAUAAUCUAUUCUAAUCUAACAACGAAGCAUAACCAAACAAGUUAUCUAAGAGCGUAUAUUGUACGAAGUAAGUAUUAAAAUUGUUGUUUGCUUAUGUACGUCUAGCGCCGUAAUUACCUUUUGUUUCACGUUCCCUCGUUUAUUAUACUUAUCAAUUUUCUGUUCAGCUUAGAGUUAAAUUUUCUACAUCACUAGGUAAGUGGUGAUAUAUUUAUGUUUAAGACACAAUAUUAUGAGCUAGAA
This is a messenger RNA of Colias croceus (clouded yellow), 1129 nucleotides long. RefSeq lists its product as uncharacterized. The record is from RefSeq and is a predicted model, not a curated record. Lineage: Eukaryota; Metazoa; Arthropoda; Insecta; Lepidoptera; Pieridae. The coding region runs from base 1 to 630 and encodes 209 amino acids. The transcript has 3 exons.